AUGCGCAGCAGUCGGUGGGGGCGUCUACGUGAGGAAGUGUCGGAGUCCCUCUUUAUAUUCGCAGAGGUUUCCCGGGCGUGCAACACAAUUACUCAGAAGUUUCACGACGUGACAGCGCGUGCAGAGAUGUCGUGUCACUUCAUUACGGAAUCGAUACGUGACACGGUGCACGACUGGGAAUACGACCAGCUUCGCCAUUUAGCACAUGACUUCAUUGGAGCCAGGUCC
Messenger RNA from Iphiclides podalirius (scarce swallowtail), 228 nucleotides. Lineage: Eukaryota; Metazoa; Arthropoda; Insecta; Lepidoptera; Papilionidae. The record is from the annotation of a GenBank genome assembly.